This is a messenger RNA of Solanum lycopersicum (tomato), 984 nucleotides long. RefSeq lists its product as uncharacterized. The record is from RefSeq and is a predicted model, not a curated record. NCBI's taxonomy places the organism in Eukaryota, Viridiplantae, Streptophyta, Magnoliopsida, Solanales, Solanaceae.
AUGGCAAGAAUCAAUUCCUGGACAACAAAAAAGUUAUCUUAUGCAGGAAGAGCUCAACUAGUCAAGACUGUAUUGUUUGGAGUGCAGACUUACUGGGCACAGUUGUUUAUAAUUCCAGCAAAGAUAAUCAAGUUGAUUGAAGGUUUAUGCAAAAGCUAUCUAUGGUCAGGGGUGAGCCAUGUAACAAAGAAGGCCUUAGUUGCUUGGGAUAAAGUGUGCUGCCCUAAGUAUGAAGGUGGAUUAGGAUUGCUUAAUAUAAAAAUAUGGAACAGGGCUGCAAUAACUAAGCUAUGCUGGGAUCUAGAAAACAAAGCUGAUAAGCUGUGGAUUAAAUGGAUACAUGCCUACUAUAUAAAAGGACAGAGAGAAUGGAGGAUGAGUAACAAUGCAAGCUGGAUGGUAAAGAAAAUAAUGAAUGCAAAGAUUCUAGUUGAUCAAGUACAACAACUACCAAGCAGACGGAAAGGAGUGCUCAGGCAAAUCUACUAUCACUUGAAAGAAAUGAAGCAAAGACUAGCCUGGACAUGUCUUAUGUACAGGAAUGCAGCAAGACCAAAAGCAUAUAUCAUAAUAUGGAUUAUGAUGCAUCAAAAGCUGUCAACUGUUGAUAAAGUAGUGCAAUGGGGAAUUGAAGAAGGGAAAGAAUGUGUUCUAUGUAAGAAUGCUGAAAAGUCUGCAGAGCACUUGUUUCUGCAUUACCAAUAUGCAAGGAAGGUGUGGAAGAGAAUACUGGAAAGUAUAGGUCAACAUAGCACUGUUCCAUUGGUGUGGGAACAAUUUCAGAACUGGUGUAUUCAGAAUGGGAAAGGAAAAAGAGCUACAACUCAAAGGUUCAAGACUGUGCUGACAGAAGGAAUUUAUAGGCUAUGGAUAGAGAGAAACAACAGAAUAUUUGAAAACAAGAGCAAAAAGGAAGAGAAUAUAGCAAAAGAAAUUGUUUGUGUAACUAUGGCUAGGAUUUCCUUUAAAAAUUCAAAGAUGUAA